AUGAUGGGAUACGGGGGUCAACCCUUUCAUCCCUCCCAGCAGCAACAGCAGCAGGCGCAACAACCGCAUCCUUCCAAUCAACCCCAGCAUCCCCUGGCUCCUCAACGUCAGCAUAUUCCAUCACCGUCGCUUGGCGCCGCACCGAACCUCCCGCAACAUGGAAGUCCCUACCCAAGCAACAAGCCGAUCUUCCGUGCACAACCGCAACAGAGUUUUACGGCUUCUCAAUCCCCUGACUUGCGUAAGAUGGCUCCAACCUCUACAGGGCCGUUGGCGGGGUAUCCCACCACCACCAGUUUUGUGCCUCAAUUUUCUGGUCAUUUUACGCCGCAGGGCUCUCCGGAUCUGAUGUCGCGAAAUCCCGAUCCUAUGGCUUUGCAAAACAUCCAAAGGGGCGCUUAUGGCCCGAUCGCCCACUUGCGACAGCAACCAGGAAUGAGUCCGGGAAUGAGUCCGGGGAUGAGCCCCCCGACCGGCAUGACACAUCAGCACACCGGCGGGGUAUCAUCGCCACAGCAAUCUUUAAAUAGACUGCCUCAUUCGGGCGUUCAUCAACGAGAUAGCUAUGCAUCGGCCAGCCCAUCCAUGGCGAGUCCAUCUAUGUUUGCCAUUAACCAGCAGAGACAACCUCAAUCUCAGCCGCAAUCCCCUCAGCAGACACAUCAGCAGUUACAGCAGAGGCAGGUACAAUAUCAGCAGCAGCAGCAACAACAACAACAACAUCAUCAAGAGAGAAUGCAGCAGCAGCGGAUGGAGCAACAAAAGCAGAUCCAGCAACAGCAGCAGCAACAACAGCAGCAGCAGCGCUUGGAACAGCAGCAGCAGCAGCAGCAACGACUGGAGCAACAGAAGCAACUGGAACAACAGCAAAAGCUAGAGCAGCAGAAACAAGAGCAGCAAAAGCGACUUGACCAGCAACAACAACAGCAACGUCUUGAAAAGCAACGCUUAGAGCAGCAGCAGCAGCAGCAGCAGCAGCAACAACGACUCGAGCAGCAAAGGCAGCAGCAGCAGCGCUUGGAAAAACAGCGAUUGGAGCAGCAGAAGGAGCUUCUGGAGCAGCAGAGAUUACAAAAGUUACAACAGCAAACUCAAGCACAAAAUCCUUAUCAACAACAACAAUCUCCUUUUGCGCAGCAUGCGCAGCCUCCGUUCCAUCAGUACCAGCCACCAACCUUCGUUCAACAACCCGUCCAAUUCACCCAGCCAGCUCAGCCCCAAUUCGCACCCUCGCAACAGACCCCUCAGUUCCAGCACUACCAACCACCAUCACAACCCUCGGCAGAAGUUGCACACUCAUCCGUGGUGCAACCUGGAAUGACAUCUGCGGGGAACCAAGUCAUCAACCAGGCCAUCAAGAUGGAAGAACAAAGCCCUGCUCCAAAGAAGAAGACGCCCAAGCCUAGGAACUCCAUGGCUGCCCCGCCUCAGUCUACCCAGGCUCAAGCACAGCAGAACAUCCCUGUUCCUGUGGCGACUGCUACUCCUGCUCAGCCUAAUGGCCAAUUGCAAAUAACCUCCGGUGACCCUUCGACCCCGACCCCAAAACGUAAACGCGGACGUCCCCGCAAGGAGGAAGUGGCAGCUAGAGCUGCUCAAGCUGCCGCCCAUGCUGCAGCAAACGGUCUACCCUACCCGGGAACACAGCCCGGACAAGCAUCGUUCAACCCUAAUAUGACGCCCACGGCCGCUGGUUCAGCCGUGGCUACUCUGACGCCUAUCAUUGGCCCCGACGGAACGCCAUUGCCCCUUAAGCGCAAGCGUGGCCGCCCCCGCAAGGCAGACCAAAUUGCCUGGGCAGCUGCAACUGGCCAGCCAUUACCACCACCGAAGCCGAGGAAGCCGGCUGUACCUAAGGCAAACAAGCCUAAACAACCUGGAACUGGUCGGCCUCGAGGCAGACCUCGUAAAUCAGAUAUUGCGGCUGCCGCUGCGGCCGCUGCGGCGGCCUCUGCUGCAGGUGGAAACCCGGUACAGGCAGAGAACAAGCCGAACUUGGGGGAUAAUACAGAAAUGAACCAGGCUCGUAAGCGUGUGGCACUCAGCGGAGAUGAUGAUCCAAGCAAGCGACCUUGUCCGACGCCCCCAUACCCUCAACAGAGUCAAAUGCAGCAGCAGCAACAACAACAGCAAUUACCACAGAACCACUCGCUACCUCAGCCUGGGCAACCAAUGCCAGGUCAACCGAUCUCUGGGCAACCAAUGACAGGUCAACCGAUCUCUGGGCAAUCAUUGUCAGGGCAGUCGAUGCAAGGCCAGUCAAUGUCAGGGCAGUCAAUGCAAGGUCAAUCGAUGUCAGGGCAGUCGAUGCAAGGUCAAUCGAUUUCAGGGCAGUCAAUGCCACAGGCUCAUCACCUCCAACAGCAGGCUCAACACAUGGCAGCCCAAGCAGGUCAACACAUUCCCCAACAAAUAUCACACCAGCCUGGGCAGGGUCUCUCAAUGCAGCAUAUGCAAAUGCACCAACAGUCUCCUAUCCACUCAGGGCGGCCUACACCCCCACAAGCGUUUAUGCAGAUGCCUCCAAUGCAGCAUGUCCAAGCCCAAUCGAUGCACGGACAUCCUCAGCCCCAGCUUCAAGGUGUCCAGACACAAGGGAGAGUUCCACCCCAACCUGCACCGCAGCAUCAACACCAACAUACAUUCCAAAUCCAACUUCAGCCUCAGCCCACCUAG
Molecule: messenger RNA, 2676 nt
Organism: Penicillium odoratum
Lineage: Eukaryota; Fungi; Ascomycota; Eurotiomycetes; Eurotiales; Aspergillaceae
Exons: 1
Coding region: 1-2676 (891 amino acids)
Biological process (GO): regulation of DNA-templated transcription
Cellular component (GO): nucleus; chromatin
Molecular function (GO): DNA binding
Source: RefSeq, a predicted model, not a curated record